Nezara viridula (southern green stink bug) is the source of this 1341-nucleotide messenger RNA. The record is from the annotation of a GenBank genome assembly. Lineage: Eukaryota; Metazoa; Arthropoda; Insecta; Hemiptera; Pentatomidae.
AUGGCGUCUCAUGCGGAAUUCCUAUUCUCCCCGAGGUUCUCUCCUAGGCACCUUACGAUGAUACACGCUAUAACAGCCGCUUCUAAAUUCCCUAACAAGAUCGAUGACAUGCACCGCCUGGUCAUAGAAGAAUCUAGAUUCAUCAAGUUCAUAAAUCGUAGCCUAAACCUUUCUCGACUGUUCGGUAUCUACCCCCUCCUUCAUAAGAAGAAUUCCACUCAGCUUUGCCCUUAUUUGCUUAUAUACAAUAUCACCUUGAUAUUGGGCUUCGUACAUGCUACUGUGUACAUCGCUUUCUUUACUAGCGACUUUCUGGAACAUUCAGUCAUAAACACUACCAUCCGUUGCAUGAACAUGUUCAUAUUCGUGGUGUCUCUCAUUCUGUUCAGUUUCCGCCUAAUCAGGCGUCACAGGCAAAUAGGUUAUAUCUUCGAGAUGAUCGAAUCUGCCGAAAAGAGACUCUCUAGCCUCGGGACUUACUUUUCUUACGGAUUGCCUCCAUUGUUUCAAACUCUGCUGACAUGUUCCUUCUGGGCUUGUAGUAUCUUCGUGAAGUUUUACUUCGGAGGGUUCAAGUCUUUCUUCCACGAAUCGAUAGCUUACUAUACGGAACUGCUGCAUACUUUCAACCUCUUUGGAUUCUCCACUCUGCUGUACGCAGUCAAAGUACAGAUCUCCAAUGCCACCGAUCAUCUUCAGUGGGUCAUGAACAACCAAGUACAGAGAAAGAGGAAGCUAGAAGUGUUUGAGAACCUCGUCGAAGUACACGAAGACCUGUGCAGUAUUUCUUCUGAAAUCAGCAAAUUUUAUUCACUUCAGUUGCUUUUCACCGUGACGGCUGGGUUCAUCAGUUUUGUAGCCAAUGCUUAUUUUUGUGUCAUCGGAAAAGGUUCCUUGGUCAACAUCGCAGUUUAUUUUUUCGAAGCUAUGAUAGGACUGUUUCAGAGUUUUAUGGUAUGUUCUUCACCGGUUGAACUCGCUAACAAGUGUGUGUGUGCUCUCCCAUCCACAUUCAGAAAGAUGGCUUCGGUAGCUCCGGCAAAAUGGCUCGAGUCGUUUGCUUUCCAAGGGAAUGAAGUUGAAGAUACAAGAUUUCUGGUCUUCAUCAACCGUUGUCUGACUAUCCCACGGUUUUUAGGAAUUCACCCCUUGAAGCACGAAAGGGCCUCCAGUUUUCCGAACCCCUACCUCUUGGCUUAUAAUGCCGUAUUGGUAUUUUUCACAAUUCAGUCAGCGCUACAGAGUCAUCAGGGAUUACAAAUUAAUAACAAGCGUUUUCCAAUCUUUAGAAAUUUCCGAAAAGAGAUUGUCGAGCCUUGGGAUAUUCUUCUCUUACGGUAA